Messenger RNA from Penicillium angulare, 366 nucleotides. RefSeq lists its product as uncharacterized. Lineage: Eukaryota; Fungi; Ascomycota; Eurotiomycetes; Eurotiales; Aspergillaceae. The transcript is spliced from 2 exons. The record is from RefSeq and is a predicted model, not a curated record. Bases 1 to 366 code for a protein of 121 amino acids.
AUGACUACCGGAGUCGAACAUUACAACUUGCCCGAGAUGGAUCAACAGAUGGAGGAUCUCAUUGAUGCAUUCGAGGCACAUCCCCAAGUGCAACCACCAAGCCCACACCCAACAGCUUUCUUCCUCCUCGACUUCAUCCGCAACUCGCACAAGAUGCUGAAGGCAGUUGAUCACUCAAAGUACGCUUCCGGUGAUAGACCUGCCGCUGAGACUGUCCAAGAGGUCGUUGGCCGUAACCAGUUCUCCAAUCUUCUUUUGAACGAUGUAUCCGGCAAGCUGUCGCUCAUGACUGGCAGCGACCCGUCGAAUCCAAUCGAUUUCGGACCUCACAUUAAGGAGAAGGCACGAGUCCUGACUGAGUACUAA